GACGAAGGCCGUCUAGCAAGGACAGGCCGAGCUAAUCAGCAUGCUCCGCGCUGGCAGAAGAACACUGUGUCGUCGACCGGGCUCGAUAUACUCCAAGAGGUUCGCAUCGACGGACGUGCCGCAAAAUGCCGAGGCCGUCGUCAUCGGCGGUGGCGUUAUCGGGUGUUCCACGCUGUACCAUCUUGCCAAACGCGGUUGUCGCGCUGUGCUCGUCGAGAAAGAUCGUCUCACUGCGGGGACUACUUGGCACACAGCUGGACUUGUGUGGAGACUACGACCCAGCGACACUGACAUCCAGAUUCUCAAUCACACCAGAUAUUUGCUCAAGGACGUUCUCGAAAAGGAGAGCGGUCUGAGCUCAGGAUGGAUAAACAAUGGGGGGCUCUUCGUUGCGAAUCACAGACAACGUCUCGAAGAGUAUAAGCGACUGAUGACGAUCGGAAAACUCUUCGGGAUCGAAUCUCACGUUCUGACCCCAGCAGAAACGAAGAAACUCUUUCCUCUGAUGAACGUGGACGAUGUCUACGGCACCCUCUAUUCCCCCGGCGACGGCUCCGUAGAUCCGUCGAACUACUGUGCGGCUCUCACCAAAGUUGCGACAAAUCACGGUGCAGUCGUCAGAGAACACUGUUCCGUUAUCGACAUUGAAACCAAGGUUGACGACUUCGGAGUGAAGAGAGUCGCAGGCGUGACGACUCCCUUCGGCACAAUAUCGACUUCGAGGGUUGUAAACUGCACCGGGGUUUGGGCCCCGAAGAUCGGAGCGAUGGUUGGAAGCGACGUUCCCUUGUCAGCGCUGAAGCACGCCUAUGUCGUGACGAACUCCAUCCCCGGCAUCGCGAAUAUGCCCAACGUCAGAGAUCACGAUCUUUCGCUGUAUUUCCGCAUACAAGGGGAUAGUAUUGCCCUCGGAGGAUAUGAAUCCAAUCCAAUCUUCGUCGAUAAGAUGGAUGACGACUUCGCUUUCGGGUUGUUCGACUUGGAUAUGGACGUUUUCGACAUCCACCUGAAGCACGCCGUCCAGCGUUGUCCGACUCUCUCGGAAAUCGGGAUCAAAUCAACGAUUUGCGGACCAGAAUCGUUCACCGCCGACCACAAGCCUCUGUUGGGCGAAGAUAUCAAUGUGAGAGGCUUUUUCCACGGUUGCGGGAUGAACUCUCUCGGUAUGAACGGCAGCGGGGGUGUGGGUCGCGAAUUGGCGGACUGGGUUCUCGAUGGCAGACCGCAACUCGACAUGUACGCCUAUGACAUAAGACGGUUCUCGCCACAAGUCGUGAGAAACGCUCGGUGGCUUCGCGAACGAAUUCACGAGGCUUACGUGAAAAAUUACUCGAUUGUUUACCCGCACGACGAACCUCUUGCUGCUAGACCAAUGAGGAAAGAUCCUCUAUUUGAAGAUCUUCUGAAUCAGGGCUGUGUUUAUGAAGAGCGACACGGCUUCGAACGUCCCGGGUGGUUUGCACGCGACGGGCGCAACCAGCUUCGGGAAUACGACUACUACGGUAAUGAAGGAUUCAAGCCCCACGAGAACUACAAAUACGCUGGCAAGCUCGCCAUGGACUACACUUUCGAUUUCCCGAAACAGCACAAUACGAUCAGGGAGGAAGCUCUUGCCUGCCGGGAGCAUGUUGCGAUUUUCAACAUGUCCUACUUCGGGAAAUACUUCCUGCACGGUCCCGAUGCCCAGGAGGCUGCAGACUGGAUCUGUAGUAACAGAGUCAAUCGCCCAGAAGGGUCGACAGUGUAUACAUGCAUGCUGAACAAGGCGGGAGGCGUGGAAGCAGAUUUGACAUUCAGCGUUGUCAGAGGCGGCACGGGGAAAACACCUGCGGACCCUGCGUUUUCCGGACCUGGUUUUUACAUAGGCGGGGGAGGGUCAGCGACCCAAGCCUGGACACAUAUAAAACAAACGAUCGAGGAUAAGAACUUCCGGUGCCACUUGUUGGAUCAUUCGAACUUCAUGGGACUCCUCAGUAUCCAGGGCCCUCAGUCCCGAGAGCUGCUCUCUGCUCUCACUUCUGCUGAUCUCAGUGACGCAGCUUUUCCUUUCUCUACCCACCAAUUAAUUGAUUUCGCCGGCCAUUCGGUGAGAGCUAUGCGUCUCAGCUUCGUUGGAGAACUAGGCUGGGAGCUUCAUGUACCCUACGAUGGUUUACUCGAUGUGUAUAGAACUAUUAUGCGCGCUGGUGAAAAAUUCGGUCUGCGGAAUGCGGGGUACAGAGCCAUCGACUCGCUAUCUCUGGAAAAAGGUUAUCGUCAUUGGCACGCUGAUCUUCGUGUCGACGACACUCCGCUCGAAGCCGGGCUCGGCUUCACGUGCAAACUGAAGGAGUCCACCCCGUUCCUAGGUAGAGAAGUCUUGGAACGCCAGAAAGUGGAAGGCCUGAAGAAACGUAUAGCGUGCUUCACGCUGGACGAGCACGUGCCGCUUCAUGGGCUGGAAACUAUUCAUCGCAACGGCGAAAUCGUCGGAUUCAUUCGGAGAGCUGAUUUUGCCUUCGCGCUGAACAAAUCCAUCGGAUACGGCUACCUGAAAAAUCCGUCCGGCGAAUCCGUCACUACAGAUUGGAUGAUCAGCGGAGAUUAUCAGAUCGAGAGCCGGGGAGCUCUUCUACGGGCAAAACUACACACGACGAGUCCAUUCGAUCCUUUGAGUAACCGGGUCAAAGGCAUUUACUGA
Galendromus occidentalis (western predatory mite) is the source of this 2680-nucleotide messenger RNA. It is a transcript of the gene Sardh, whose product is annotated as Sarcosine dehydrogenase. Gene Ontology annotation, cellular component: mitochondrion. Lineage: Eukaryota; Metazoa; Arthropoda; Arachnida; Mesostigmata; Phytoseiidae. The record is from RefSeq and is a predicted model, not a curated record. Gene Ontology annotation, molecular function: protein binding.